ACUACAACUACAACUAAUGCUUUGUUAUAGUUCGUUUAUUUACAUUUUUUCUAAGAAACGAAGACUACCGAUUUUACCGAUUCUCUCAGGCGUGUCGUAUCAGUCUCGAUGUUCUGUUCAAGAUGAAGUGUUCUACUCUUAAGUGCUCGACUGCAACAAGAUGAAAGGAUGGACGAGACAUCACUCAAAACGAUGAAGCAACCAGAUUGAUGGAUAAGUCAUUUGCUGCUGCAGGAAGUCAGACCGUCCAUCGGCGGUUAUCUCAGAGGGUGGACGAGAAGAAAAGCUCAACCGAUUCUUCUUCACAGAAAUCAGGAUUGCUACAAGCUAUCUCAAAAUGGAACAUCCCUACCAAGAGAGAAGAUACUUUAAUAGAGAAGUUGGUGGAAAACUAUCUGGGCACCCUGUAUACGCCCUAUCCGUCUGUUCGAAAACAGUUAUUGGAAGAAUGUCGAAGCAUGGCGGGAGAAGGGGAAUAUUUCGAAUCUGAUUACCUACGUCCAGUCUCAACCCUCCUCAAAACACUCCGCAGGGAUUACGAACGAAGUCUUCCACCAUCCCUGUACAAGAGACGCCUCUUGAAGAAUCGCCGGAGACGACCCUCUGGAUGGCCUCUGUGUUCACGCGGCUGCUUGAUCAUCCAUGUCCAUGACCCUGACCCANCUAAUUGA
Parasteatoda tepidariorum (common house spider) is the source of this 671-nucleotide messenger RNA. RefSeq names its product puratrophin-1. The record is from RefSeq and is a predicted model, not a curated record. Gene Ontology annotation, molecular function: guanyl-nucleotide exchange factor activity. NCBI's taxonomy places the organism in Eukaryota, Metazoa, Arthropoda, Arachnida, Araneae, Theridiidae.